CUCGUCGACGUCAUCGCUGGCGGACAUUUUCGUUCCGACAUUUUGACAUUUAUCGCCUCCCGAUCAGAGCUUUCAUAUUGGAGAAAUUUUGGCUAUCUAGAAUUCAUCAUGGAUGAAGAAUACGACGCAAUUGUCCUCGGAACUGGUUUAAAGGAAUGCAUUCUAAGUGGGAUGCUUUCCGUGUCCGGCAAGAAGGUAUUGCACAUUGAUCGAAACAAGUACUAUGGAGGUGAAUCUGCGUCAAUUACCCCGUUAGAGGAAUUGUUCUCAAAGUUCAACGCACCGGCGCCGGAUGAAACUUACGGACGAGGCCGCGACUGGAAUGUGGACUUGAUUCCUAAAUUCUUGAUGGCCAAUGGGCUGCUAGUCAAGUUGCUCAUUCACACGGGCGUCACCCGCUACUUGGAGUUCAAGUCAGUGGAAGGAAGCUACGUGUACAAGGGUGGUAAGAUCUCCAAAGUACCCGUGGAUCAAAAGGAGGCGCUUGCUUCAGACCUAAUGGGCAUGUUUGAGAAACGUCGUUUCCGCAAUUUCCUCAUCUAUGUCCAAGAUUUCCAGGAAGAAGACGCCAAGACGUGGAAAGACUUCGACCCCAGCCAGGCCAACAUGCAGUCACUAUACGAAAAGUUUGGUCUUGACAGAAACACUCAGGACUUCACUGGUCACGCCCUGGCCCUCUACUUGGAUGAUGAUUACCUCCAGCGGCCAGCUAUAGAGACAAUUCGUCGCAUCAAGUUGUACUCAGAUUCUCUUGCUCGAUAUGGCAAGUCUCCAUACCUAUAUCCCAUGUAUGGUCUUGGAGAGCUCCCUCAAGGCUUUGCUCGUCUUUCAGCCAUUUAUGGAGGCACAUAUAUGCUGGAUAAACCUAUUGAUGAGAUUGUACUUGGAGAAGGUGGAAAAGUGGUAGGUGUCCGUUCUGGAAAUGAGAUUGCUAAGUGCAAGCAGGUGUAUUGUGACCCUAGUUAUGUUCUGGAUAGGGUCCGCAAGAAGGCUCAGGUGAUCCGUUGCAUCUGCCUCUUAGAUCACCCUAUUGCUAAUACCAAGGAUGCUUUGUCUACCCAGAUUAUUAUACCUCAGAAGCAAGUGGGCAGGAAUUCUGACAUCUAUGUGUCGCUGGUGUCUUACACACACCAGGUAGCAGCCAAGGGGUGGUUUAUUGCAAUGGUGUCUACAACUGUUGAAACUAAUGAUCCAGAGUCUGAAAUUAAACCUGGUCUGGACCUUCUUGGAGCCAUCAGGCAGAAGUUUGUGUCUGUGUCUGACUACUAUGAGCCUACAGAUGAUGGUAGUCAGAGCCAGAUUUUCAUAUCCGAGUCUUAUGAUGCCACAUCUCACUUUGAUUCUACUUGUGUGGAUGUGCUCAAAAUUUACAAGCGUGGUACAGGGGAGGACUUUGAUUUCUCUAAGGUGAAGGUAGAGCUAGGUGAGGAGGAUCAGUGAGUGGGUGGAUAGGUUGUAUUAUGUACAUUUACACAGCUUGUUAAUUAUCGUAUUUGUUUAUGAACUGCUCUGGCAGCGAUGUAAUGUUCAUUAGGGUGUUUUGGGUAAAGAUUUAUAAAGAGCUUUGAUGUAUUUGCAGUAGAAGUAUAUGUGCAAGUUAUUCCCAUUAAGUGGUCAGCAUCUUCAUUAUUUUAUUUAUCAAAAAUAUUUUCAAAAAUAUAAGAUUGUUAUACAAAGCAUUUUAUUCAGUUUUAAGAUUGCUUUUAUUAAUUUUUAAGAUAAAAAUGAGAGUGAUCUGCACAAUUCAAGUGAUAGGAUUAUCUCAAAGGAAUGCAUUCCAUUGUGGUACAUUAAUUUGAUCCUGUAACCAUAUCAUAUUGUAAUGUCAAAAUUGUGAAUGCUCAUUAUACCUAUAUGUCCUGUGUAAGAUCAUGAAUAAAGUUUCAUUAUACAAGGCA
Molecule: messenger RNA, 1898 nt
Organism: Leguminivora glycinivorella
Lineage: Eukaryota; Metazoa; Arthropoda; Insecta; Lepidoptera; Tortricidae
Gene: Gdi
Product: rab GDP dissociation inhibitor alpha
Exons: 1
Coding region: 109-1440 (443 amino acids)
Biological process (GO): protein transport; small GTPase-mediated signal transduction; vesicle-mediated transport
Cellular component (GO): cytoplasm
Molecular function (GO): Rab GDP-dissociation inhibitor activity
Source: RefSeq, a predicted model, not a curated record